This is a messenger RNA of Sparassis crispa, 732 nucleotides long. RefSeq lists its product as hypothetical. The coding region runs from base 1 to 732 and encodes 243 amino acids. The transcript is spliced from 2 exons. NCBI's taxonomy places the organism in Eukaryota, Fungi, Basidiomycota, Agaricomycetes, Polyporales, Sparassidaceae. The record is from RefSeq and is a predicted model, not a curated record.
AUGACAUUGGCAAUUGGCUUGGUACUGCGAUUCAUCGCCGAGCAUAAUGAUCCACAGACAGUUGCACUUGGCCUUGAUGACACCCUCGUGUUGCAGCUUCGUCAACUAUGUUGGCUCUUUGCACGGCAGAUUCGUGCAUAUACGAAGACCGCAUAUGCAGAGGGCGGCCUGACAGCAGAUGAAUUCUCAGCAUACUCAGCGAUGACAGGCCUCGUGGAGGAGCCAGUGAUCGUAGAGCAUCGGAUGGUGUGUAUGCUGCGAAAGCAAAUGGAUAAGGCCGGUAGGUGGAUCGGGCAAGGCCAACCUCAUAGGUGCAAAAGGAUCCGACAUUCUGUGAGGGAUGUUGUGGUCAUGCUCUCCGCUGAUGCAACUCUUAACGAUGUUAACGAAUAUCUGACUGAUGACUACAUGCGACACUAUCGGGAAAAGGUAGAGUCGGGUCCUGUGCGAACAGCAGAAGCUGCAUGGCUGAUCUCCCAACAGUUGAUCAAGACUACAUCAGCACCUGCCGAUUCUCAAGCAGCCAUGGCUGAUAGCACUGCUGUGCAGCCACAGGCCUUGUCUCAGCUGCAACGUCACCGAGCCCAGCCCACUCCUCCACCGGUAGAGUUUUUAGCUAAUAGUGAUGAUGAACCGGCACCUCAGGAACAUCUGAAAACUCGCCAGCGACAACAUCAUCAGCAGGCUCCUCCUGUUGCGGCCAGAGAGCCUCCAGAGGAGGAUCAAUUGUAA